UUGCAAAUAUAUUCAUUUCAUGUUAAAUUUAACGUAAAAUUGUUUAUUGUGUAUUAUACCACGGACUUAGUGAUUUACUUUAUUUUCGUGAAUGUCUUCAAACUAUAUGAUAUGAGAGGAUCAUCAAAGAUGUUUAAAUAUUCAGUGUGUUAUAAACAUUGUGUUAUAACAUGAGGCAAAACAAUUCUUGUGGUGAUAGAACGGAAAGAUAGUUAAUGUGCGAUAUAUUGUGGAAUUGUUAUGAGCUCGUGAAAAUAAACAAAUAGUAGAGAUGUUGUGCUUAAAGAAACGAAGGACUUACAGUUUUACGCUGGAUGCUUGCGCGGCAAUUCCGAGGAGAUCUAAAAGGGAUAAUAAUCAUUACAAGAGGUCCUUGAACACGGCUAUUACGACAUUGCCACGUAAGAAUAGCAAUAGAGAGAAGAGGCCAUUCAAUAUGGUUCUUACUGUGACCGAAGAUACUCCGGUAGAUAUGUUGACCGGAAGUAUGGAACUUCUAGUCCAGUUACCUCGCAAUCAUAAUUUUCAUACGCAGAGAAUCACAGUAUUAAGAAGCACUCCAAUGAUGGACCUUCUGGUGCAGAUUGCAACGGCCCACAAAUUAACAGCUUCAAGUUAUACCUUGCAAGCGAUUGGUGAACGUGACUUGUUAUUACCUCAUCACCCGAAUACUCCUAUAGGAGCACUGGACGCCCUUCAGGUUAAAUUACUUCCCAAGCAAGAAAUAUGUGUGCCACGUAAAACAAACCAGACUAAUCAACCUUUUGAAACUACGUUUAGAUUACAGGUACACCUGCCGAGAAAUCAGUUAUACGUAUCAAGGGUCAGUCCAAAGAUGAAUCUAGGAGAAAUCUUGGACGAAGUGUGUCGUGAGAAAAAUCUGGACAAGAGCAAAUACGAGCUUCGUCAUCCAGUCAAUCUGGAAGAGACAUUGGACCUGUCGCUGUCGUUACAGGACUAUCACUUGCAAGAAGUGACUCUAUAUGCAAAGCAGGUCAGGAGCAUGGGCCCAACGUUAAGCACGCAAGAUAUAAUGGUGUUGCAAAGGCAAGAGGAGCGACUACGGCAGCAGACCAAACAGAGCGUGCUUGGCUUCAUGUUUAAGAAAUCCAAAGAGGGCUGUCUGAAUAUGGCCAGCCUCGGGACACGCAGCGUGUCACCGACCAAGAGUGAUGAGACUGCGAGAAGUAUAAGUUCUCUUCAACCACCAGCUCGACCACAUAGAAAGAGGAGGCCAGCCCCGAAACCGCCUGUAGAUCUUACACAAACCGCUGUUCAAGAUAUUUCUGGAGACGAGAACAAGGACAAAAUGAUGAUUAUCAAUCACAGCCGUAACAGCAGCGACAGCUCCGGCUAUCACGAGGCUUCCGUACUUAGCGACAAUCCGGAUUCGGCCGCAAGACUACUGGAAACACUACCAAGAAGAAGCAAGGCUCCAGAUUUAUCUGAUGCGCCUAGAAAGUUGGUACAGACUUCGCAAUCCAGCAAGAGUUUGGGCAAUCUGGCAAUGCCCAGUGAGACGCUUAGUCGAGAGAUUAGCAGUACUUCUCUCUAUUUUACUGGUCUUCGAAAGAAAAGAGCGGCUCCUCCUCCGCCAACACCUAGACCAAUAUCGUCAGCUAUUUCCGCACAGGCUUUAGAACGUAUCGUCAACUCCGAAGAAUUGUUAACGUCUGAUAUGGGACCCUCGAAACCAUCGUCGAACGUCGACAUCUCGUCGAAGGCUAGUUUGGACAUCGUCUGCCAAAAAAUCAAUUCUAAUAUUGGCAUCGACAUACAAUAUACACACCAGUUGGACCAAGAUAAACCAAAAUCGGAAGCCACAAUGUGUGAAUCUGCUCGGGACAUUCAACAAAACUGUACGGCCGAAGUGAAACCCCAGACGUGUUUCAAGUUAGAUUCAAUCAACUCCGAGCACAUUAAAACACAUACAAUCGCAUCUGUAGAAGCCAUCGCGAAAGUAGGACAAGCUAGAUCAGAAACGGUUGGAGAACAUGUACCCCUUCCUAAACCUCGAAAGAUUUACGUGAAUAGAAUUAGCACUUUGAAGUCUUCGAAGGCAUCUAACAGUAAAGUAAUUCUACCCUUGGCAUCGCCUAGAACUCUGAGCAUGAAGCGCGAUAAUGCAAACAUUUCACUAUACGAAUAUACAAAUUCCGAACCUAUCGGUGAACCAUGCCGCAGUACUUCAAUUGAUGAUAUGCCAUCUUCAUUGAAUGAAUAUAGUUUUGCUACACUCGAAUCAAAAGAUAUAUUAAAAUCAAAAAACAAAUAUACAAUUCUCAAUAAAAAUCAGAUAAGCCAGCAGAAAGACACAUCAAAAAUCACAGACGAUAUUACAACCAAAGAUGAUGAAUUAUCAAGUCAAAAUUUAUGCUAUGAAGUGACAAACAAUGUUGAUUUACAAAACUCUAAUUUAAAAGAAACACAUUCAAAAUCUAAAGAUAAAUUUAAUCAAAAGAAAAAAUUGCAAGCUAUUAUCAAUAAUGUAAAAAAUCAUGAAUCAUUAAAUUUGAAUCUACACUUAAGUAAUGAGUACCACAUUGCGCUUAACUCUACCGAAUUUAAUGUAUGUUCACCGAAAUUGUUAUUAUCUGAAUGUAAUGUCGUUUCUAAAGAAAGCAGAAAUAAUUAUUCAAAACAAAAUUAUAAAAUGAAAUCCAAAUAUAUUGAUUUAUGUGAUGAAAAUAAGAACCAGUGUGAUAAUUUGUGGAUAUUGGACGAUAAUUCUUCGAGUGAGAGCGUGAUGAAGUUGGAAUUUAAGAAAACCAAGUCAGUUUGCAUGACUGAAGAAAGGCAAAAAUUAAAAGGCGAACAAUUUUGUUAUCGAUUCACUCAUCAAGGAUUGAUCAAUGCGCAGAAAGAGACAAUUUUUUCCAUUGAGACUGGAACUGAAGAAAAAGUUCAAGCGGUGAAUCCUGAAAAGGGUAAGGAAUCGUGCACGGUGAUUUCUACCAUACCAAAAUGCGAGCAUCUCGAUGCUAUAAGAGAAAAUGGUGCUUUAAAUAAUGUUGCGAAACAUUACGUUAUCGUGGAAGAUAUUGAUGAAUUGUGCGAAAAAGUUUCAAAUAAUACACGCGAAGAAUUGAGUGGCGCAAAAAGUGCUAAACGGACAAGACUGAUACGGAGUCAGUCUAAAUCGCAUGACUUCGAAAUAGAUACCUUAAAGAAGCAGAAACGAUAUUUUACCUUGCCUUCGGAGGACAUCGUACACGCUGUGAACCUCAAGCUCCCUACACGAAAUCUGUUUUCUACUAUCACGGAAAAAAGUCCAGAGCAAGUUGCGACAGGGCGUUGCACUGAUCGUGGAGGAAAUGCAGAUGUAAAUAAGGAAGAGUCAUCCAGUGAAGUAAUCACAGCUUGCCAGGAUAUCCCUUCAGAAACUGAUAUCUUGCUGCAGAAGGUUUCGGAUACAUUAUCGAAUGUAUUACCAACUUUACCAUGUACCCCGGCAUCGAAACCAUCAUUGCCUCUUGAGAUAAAUUACACAACUACAUCUAUGUGGACAAACAACAUUAUUGCUGUCCCCAAUAAUUGUUCCGUAAAUCAAUUGGAGACCAAGGCUGAUAAAUCUAGCGAACUCUAUAAAUCGUGUAAAGAUUUGUCAAUUGAAAAUGUCUUGAGUGCCAACAUGUCGAAUAUAACAGCGGCAAACUCGCUACAAGACAAUUAUGUAUCGGCGAUGGGUGACGAGAAUAUGUCGAUCGGCGACUGGGAAUAUCAGCUUCCGGCCCCACCAAGUGCCUUCCGUGACUCGCAUUCACCUACCUUCAAUACCUACGACACGGUUACCCUAGGUUCAGUGGAAGCCUUCAAGGAGGUCGCUUCAGCGAGCCCGGUUGCGGAGCUAGACGAUGCGAUAGAUAGUAGCGACAAGAAUCCUAAAUUGGCAAAAGAUUUAUUGAACGAUGUCAAGAUGAAUUGCGACCAAAGACCUUCGAGUGAAAAAAUAAAUCUUAAUAUUAAGCGACAGACAAAUAAGUCUAUCGUUAAGCAAAUGCCCGCCGUUUCACAACAGUUGGAAACUGACUCGGACCUGCGGAAAGAAGUAAUCUCAGAACUAGAGAACAAGAUAGAGACCGGUGUAUUAGUGCAGACUGUUAAUAAAGAUUUCGAUCGAAGAAAUAUGAACAACCUAUCCGCGCCAGAGUUGGCACCCAUGGACAACACUCUAUCAAAUUUCACUAUCACCACUUACACCAAGCAGAAGAGUCUUUUCGAGGAAUUCGAGGAACCCAGUGAUUGUACGAGAAAUUCGGACCAAAGAUUUACUAAAACAUUUGCCACGCUGUCGAGAAACAAUGCUAGUGCGCAUAAUUAUGACCAAAGCAACGUAAUGAAAAGUACACAUUUGAUUAACAAUUUGUCGCGCAACAAAAGAACAAUAAACAAAUCUGAAGAAUUGAAUACAAAUAACAUUGAUUGUAAAAUGGAGUCAAAGAUUAACGAUCAGGGCGAACUAUCCUACAAGUGGCGACCUAUCAACACGAUCAACAAGAAUAAUAUCCAACGAUCCAAGAGUUACAUAUCGUCUAGCAAAUAUCAAAAAGAAGUACAAGAUAUUAACACAAGAAAGCAUGAAUCACAAAUGAAAUCAGAGAUUACUGGUAUAAAAAAAGCUACAAGUAUUACAGAUUUGAAUGUCUACUCGCAAAAGGAUAAUGAAAAGUCCUCACAAUGGAGAAAUAUACUAAGGAAAGAGGAAGAACUUACCAAAGAGAAUCAAUUACAAUCGUUGCAGGUGCUGAAAAGCAUUUUGCCGCAGUUGAAGAACACUCAACAGGCGAAGGAAAAUGUGUCAGCCAAAGACUGUAAUAAUGCACUAUUAAACCAAAGAACAAAAUACAAGGCUGAUUCCCACAAACAUUCGAUCAGAAUGAGUUCAAUUUCGACCCACGAAUCUUGUGAUAAAUCGGAAUGUAAACGAUCGCAGAGGGAGGAAAGCGCAAAGCGUUACGUUUACACCAGUCCACCUGCGAUCAGUUUAGGCAUUUGGUCGGAGAGACCCAGCAUCAACGUCCAGAUCAAAACGGAUUCUGAUUGCAAACAAGAAAAAACUACUAUUAACAGCAAGACUAUUGUUAAUAUUAAUGAAAUGAAGAAGGAGAGAGGUAAUGUGAAUUAUAUCAACCGCGUUAGUAAAAAUAACAUCAUCAGGCACAAACUUAAUAUCGAUUCUUUGGCAAAUAAAAAUUCUGACGAAUUAAUCGCAAAGAAGUUAAUAGCACACACGGCAGCAUCGAAUUUUAAAAUAUCGAACCGAUUUAAUGCGGUGUCUUCUUAUUUAACGAGGAACGAAGAUAGAGCCAUCGUAACUGGGGUUCAGCUGAAGAGAACUUCUACCAAAGCACCAAGAGAAAUGUUAAAGAGCAACGAGAAUGAGGUCGACACUACGCCAAUAAAUUUCAAAGAGUUGACGAAGACGUUUAGUCAAUACCCGAAUUUUAAACAGAACCCUAAAUACAGCGAUGGAUCCUCGGCGAUUCCUGGCGAUGUGCAAUCGAACGAAAUGAAAAAAAUUACGAACUCAAGCGUCAAGGAUAACAACCACGGCUGGUUUACGAGAGCAACUGACCAAGACAAAUUUUCAUCUAAAAGUCAAGUUCAGCAAAACUUGCGUGUGAGAAGAUUCAUGUCUGUAGACGUGAAUAGAACAAACUGUAAUCUUGGCUUACAAGAUAAAAUACCCUUCAGAUGCAAUGUUAAUAAUGCAGUGAAGAUUAAUCUGCCGAUGCCCGUUGUAAAAGGAUUCAAAAUACCCACCUCUGAUUUAAAGACAAACAAUAAUGAGGUAAACGACAACGGUCUGUCGACGAUUGAUGAUUUUAACAAGCAGUCUCCUAAACCUCCAACAAUGCCAGUAAUAACAGGGGUGACACUAAAAAACACCAAAACAAAACCUAAAUCGAUCCCAUUGGUUCAAUUAAAUCCUAGAGAUAUGCUGUUGGAGUCCAUUCGAAAUUUUGGCGGACGUGAAAAAUUAAAAAGUAUUUCGGAGAGGUACUAAUUGCGAAUAAACAUUAUACUUUAUAAAAUAAUUUCAGUAAAGGAAAUUUUUUACAGCAAUCAUAUUGCAAGGAUUAUAAAGUAUUUUUUAUUUCUUUUGUUAUAUUAAGAGUUAUACCAUUUACUUUGAA
Monomorium pharaonis (pharaoh ant) is the source of this 6137-nucleotide messenger RNA. RefSeq lists its product as uncharacterized. Gene Ontology annotation, biological process: signal transduction. Lineage: Eukaryota; Metazoa; Arthropoda; Insecta; Hymenoptera; Formicidae. Gene Ontology annotation, molecular function: actin monomer binding. The record is from RefSeq and is a predicted model, not a curated record.